CGCGAGGCAGGGAGACGGAAUCCGCCGCCCGCCAGUAGCGGCAUGAGCACGCGGGGCAGCGAGACCGGGGCAGCUGUCCACGACUCAGCGGGGGCAGCGGGCGACGGGCAGAGGGGACCCGGCCCCACCCGGGCCGGAGCGGAGCGGAGCGGCUCCGCUGCCCACGCGACGCCGGCGCCGCGAUAGGGUCUCGCGGCGGACGGACGGUUACGCAGCUGCAGCUACAGCAGCAUCAGCUACAGCAGCAGUUACAGCAGUAGCAGCAGCAAUUACAGCAGUAGCAGCAGCAGCAGCUACAGCAGCAGCAGCUACAGCAGCAGAAGCUACAGCUGGCGUGGAACAACAGCAGCAGGAGAAGCAUUAGCAACAGCAGCAGCAGGAGGAGGAGGAACAGCAAGACCAACAGGUGUAGCAGCAGCAACAGCAGUAGCAGCAGCGGGCCCAUCGUGAGAAGCCACAUUAGCCACAGGAGCAGUGGCUGGAGGAAGAGCAGCAACAGCAGAAAUAGCAAGCGCAUGAUCAACAGCUGCUGCUACAUCAGCAGCAGCAGCAAUAGCAAGUGCGUGAUCAACAACUGCUACAUCAGCAGCAGCAGCAAUAGCAAGCGCGUGAUCAACAGCUGCUGCUACAUCAGCAGCAGCAGUAAGGGGAGAGGGACAGCAUCAUCAGCAACAGCAGAUUCGGAAACGACAUCGUCAAUAGCAGCAGCAGGCGCAAAAAAGCAACCAGAGCAAUAGCAUAAUCAGCAUCAUCAGCAGCGGUAUCAGCAUCAGUAUUACCAUCAUUCUAAUCAGCAGCAGCAACAACAGUAUCAUCAGCAGCUACAGCCGGUAGGCGCACGUAACCAACGCCUGCACUAGCAUCAUCACUGGCAUAAUUGCCAUCAUAACCAAUAUCAUCAUCAGCGUCAGCAGUAUCAAAAUCAGGAGCAACAACAGUAUCAUCAUCAGCAGGCAGGCAGGCACAGCUAACCAACUCCAGCAAUAGCAUCAUCAUCAGGAUCAUCAUCAUCAGCAUCGUCAUCAUCAGCAUCAUCAGCAGGAUGCUGCAGGGCGAGGCGCCGUCCCCCGGCGCUCCGGCCACGCUGGACAUCGUCUCGGCGUCCCCGUGCCUCGCCAAGGUGGAGCUGCGCGUGUCUCUGCGUGGCCUGCACGACCGCGACGCCCUCUCCCGCACCAACCCCUGCGUGGCGCUGCUCAUGCAGUCGUGCGCCCAGUGGAUGGAGGUGGAGCGCACGGAGGUGAUGAAGAGCACCUUGAGUCCCGUCUUCUCCAAGGUCUUCACAGUCGACUACUACUUCGAGGAAGUGCAGAAGCUGCGCUUCGAGGUCUACGACGUGAACGGCGGCUCGAGGCUCGGCUCCCGCGAGGAGGACUUCCUGGGCGCCACGGAGUGCACCCUGGGGCAGAUCGUGUCGCAGAGAAGGAUCACGAAGGGACUGACGCAGAAGCACGGCAAGCCCGCGGGCAAAUCCGCGAUCACGGUGAUCGCGGACGAGCUGACGGGGAACAACGACUUCGUGGAGCUCUCGUUCCACGCGAGGAAACUCGACGACAAGGACUUCUUCAGCAAGUCGGACCCCUUCCUGGAGAUUUACCGCCUCAACGACGACGGCUCCCAGCAGCUAGUGCACCGGACCGAGGUGAUUAUGGACAACCUGAACCCCGUGUGGGACCCCUUUAAGGUGUCCAUCCAGGCGCUGUGCUGCUGCGACUACGAGAGGCAACUCAAGUGCAUGGUGUGGGACUGGGACUCGAACGGGAAGCACGACUUCAUCGGGGAGCUGUGCACCACCUUCCACGAGAUGCUGGGCGCGCAGGACGGGCGGCAGGUGCAGUGGGACUGCAUCAACCCCAAGUACAAAGCGAAGAAGCGACGCUACAAGAACUCGGGCGUGCUCAUCCUGUCGCACUGCAAGAUCAUUAAGAUCUACUCCUUCCUGGAGUACAUCAUGGGGGGCUGCCAGAUUCAGUUUACGGUGGCGAUCGACUUCACGGCCUCGAACGGGGACCCGCAGAACAGCUGUUCGCUGCACUAUAUCCACCCCUACCAGCCCAACGAGUACCUCAAGGCUCUGGUGGCCGUGGGAGAGAUUUGCCAGGAUUACGACAGUGACAAGAUGUUCCCGGCGUUUGGUUUUGGUGCAAGGAUCCCCCCAGAAUUCACCGUAUCACACGACUUCCCACUCAACAUGGACCCAGACAACCCGGAGUGUGCAGGUGAGUGUGCAGGCAUCCAGGGAGUGGUGGAGGCCUACCAGAACUGCCUGCCCAAGCUGCAGCUGUACGGCCCAACCAACAUCGCGCCCAUCAUCGCCAAGGUGGCCAAGGUGGCGGCCGAGGAGGAGAUCACGGGGCAGGCGUCGCAAUUCUUCAUCCUGCUCAUCCUGACGGACGGCGUGGUGACGGACAUGGGCGACACGCGCGAGGCCAUCGUGCGCGCCUCGCGGCUGCCCAUGUCCAUCAUCAUCGUGGGCGUGGGCAACGCCGACUUCACCGACAUGCACAUGCUCGACGGCGACGACGGCGUGCUGCGCUCGCCCCGCGGGGAGCCCACGGCCAGGGACAUCGUGCAGUUCGUGCCCUUCCGUGACUUCAAGAGCGCGUCCCCGGAGGCGCUGGCCAAGUGCGUGCUGGCCGAGGUGCCCAAGCAGGUGGUGGAGUACUACAGCACCAAGAGCCUCGUGCCACGCGCACUGGCCAACGAGAUGCAGCUCACCGGUUCCUCGCCUCUCAAACUAUAGCCUCACCACCCUCACACCCGGCCCCCCUCCCCCCCCCCCCAUGCAUGAUCA
Messenger RNA from Lethenteron reissneri (Far Eastern brook lamprey), 2794 nucleotides. RefSeq names its product copine-4-like. The record is from RefSeq and is a predicted model, not a curated record. Gene Ontology annotation, molecular function: calcium-dependent phospholipid binding. Lineage: Eukaryota; Metazoa; Chordata; Hyperoartia; Petromyzontiformes; Petromyzontidae. Gene Ontology annotation, biological process: cellular response to calcium ion. Gene Ontology annotation, cellular component: plasma membrane.